Brassica napus (rape) is the source of this 895-nucleotide messenger RNA. Its product is annotated as ethylene-responsive transcription factor 14. Gene Ontology annotation, biological process: ethylene-activated signaling pathway; regulation of DNA-templated transcription. Lineage: Eukaryota; Viridiplantae; Streptophyta; Magnoliopsida; Brassicales; Brassicaceae. Gene Ontology annotation, molecular function: DNA binding; DNA-binding transcription factor activity. The record is from RefSeq and is a predicted model, not a curated record.
AUGAAAUCUCAUUUAACUCAUGCAUAUUGAAAUAAAACACACAAAGACAAAAAAAAAAGAAACAUACGCUCAAACUUGAUUCCGUUUCUUCUUCUUACUCACUUUGCCUUUAUUUCUCUUCUCACGCACAAAGUACACCACGCAUAUAUAUACAUGGAUCAAGGAGGUCGGAGCGGUGGUGGAGGAGGAGCCGAGCAAGGGAAGUUUCGGGGAGUAAGGAGACGGCCUUGGGGAAAAUAUGCAGCGGAAAUAAGAGAUUCUAGAAAGCACGGCGAGCGUGUGUGGCUAGGGACGUUUGACACCGCGGAAGACGCGGCUCGAGCCUAUGACCGAGCCGCCUAUUCAAUGAGAGGCAAAGCCGCAAUUCUCAACUUCCCUCAUGAGUACAAUAUGGGAAGCGGAUCUUCAUCUAACUCUGCAGCCACUGCGGCAAACACUUCCUCGUCGAGGCAAGUUUUUGAGUUUGAGUACUUGGACGACAGUGUUUUGGAGGAACUACUUGAAUAUGGAGAGAACUACAACAAGAAUAAUAACAUUAACAUGGGUAAGAGGCAUUAAUAAAGGGAAUGCAAUCGUAAUACGUUGGAAGUUACGUGACAGACAUUCCCAUCUAUAACGAAAACAAUCAAUCCCAAUCGUAAGAAGCUAGCUUUAUUAUCAAAAAAAAAUAUUUAUUGGCAAAUAAACUGUAAUGUCAAUCGAUUUCUAUAACGAAUAAGAUUCUUUAAGCGGGUCAUUUUAAUGUCUAGAACUUUAAAAUUCAAGCGGCUGUGUCCUUCUGUAAUUAGUUUUGAGAAUGUAAUAAUCACCAUUUGAAUAAAAUGAUUAUAUGUAACAUUAUGUUUUAUAUUGUGUAAGCUAUAUGUUUUGAUAUCACUGUAAUUUCAUGUGAUUC